AUUUUAGUCAUUUUAAUUUGAAACCGUUAAUUUUUUAACUGCGUUAGAUGGUACGGAUACAUAUACAAAAAUAUAGAUUAAAAAAAAGAUAGAAUAGAAAAUAAAUGUUUUACGAGUAUAUGCAUGCAAUGUUAAUUUUAGAAGAGUAUUAAUGCAAAAUGUGAUAAUUAGAACGGUAUUCAUAUACCUGGACACUGUGGAAACAGGAAGAUGUUCUAAAAAAUGACCCCUAAACACGUACCUAAUUUCCAGGAGGGCAAUUGGUUCAUCACUUGGUUUACCAUGAUGGAACCAUACUUUAUCAUGAAUGCUCGACAUAAACCUAGAGAAAAAACAGCACUCAAGUUACCAGGCUAGUCCUGAUUAAGGAAGCGAAUAUCUUGUCCGAAACUCGGCAGCCAAACGCCGAUAAUUGGCUAGAAUUCCAAAAUCCUUCGCGCCCAUCCCUGAUCUCCCCUGCCCGCUAUGCGCAUCGCACGGCGAAUAGGAAGCAUAUACUCGAGGGGCCAACGGCUAUAUUUUUCGUUCCCCAUAUUCCAAAACGAGAACGUAACCGAAAGAUUUCGAAAUCCCUCUCGUUCAGUCUUGUUCAAAGGACGCUACUCUCCAUUCGAACUCUCCCUCUAAAGCAUGGAAAAUUAUAAAGUUUCCCUUUUUAUCUCUGUUUCCUCCUCGCAACCCGAACCCUAAACCACUCGUUUCUUUGAAAUCUUGGAUCUUUGGGAGGACGCAUCUCUCUCUCUCUUUCUCUCUCUUCAGUUUCUCGCUGACACGGGCUACCCGGAACGAUUCUUCCCAAAUUUGGAGUCAGAUUCAGGGCGGGUAUCAAGAGCUGUUUCGAAAAUGAAUGAUCUCAUGACGAAGUCUUUCAUGAGUUAUGUUGAACUCAAGAAGCAGGCGCUGAAGGACUUGAAGGCCGACCCGGUCCUCGACCUCGAGGCGGGAGGGCUUAGCUGUGCCGAAGAAGAGAACCUCUCCCUCUUCUUCGAAGAGAUUGGAGCAAUCCAAUCCGCGAUGGAGGACAUCUCCAGCCUCCUGCUCGACCUGCAGCUCCUGCACGAAGAGACCAAGUCGGCGCACAGCGCCAAGGUCCUCCGGGGGCUGAGGGACCGGAUGGACUCCGACGUGGUAUCCGUCCUCCGCAAGGCCAAGAUCAUCAAAGCGAGGCUCGAAGCUCUCGACCAAUCCAACAUUGCCAACCGUGGCUUAUCGGCUCGCUUCAGCGAAGGAAGCCCCGUCGACCGGACUAGGAUUUCGGUCGCCAAUGGCCUGAGAACCAAGCUCAGGGAAAUGAUGAAUGGGUUUCAGUCAUUAAGAGAUCGGAUACUCGCCGAGCACAAAGAAGCCCUGAAGAGGAAGUACUUCAAUGCUACAGGAGAAGCCGCAUCAGAGGAGGUGAUAGAGAAGAUGCUCUCAGGUGGCAGCCAGGUUGGGUUAUUGGACAAGAAAGGUGAAGUGGACUUGGAGAUCAUGGAGAGGCAAAAGGCUGUGAGCGACAUGCAGAGGAGCUUGAUGCAACUGCAUCAAGUCUUUCUCGACAUGGCAAUUAUGGUGGAGGUGCAGGGGGAGCAGCUAAAUGACAUCGAGGAGAAUGUGGUUCGUGCCAAAGACUACAUUGGUGGUGGAACUGAUAGCCUCAUCUCUGCCAAUGCUUUGAGGAAGAGGAAUAGGAAGUGCACGUAUUGCGUCUGGGCCUUGGUGCUGCUUGUGUUGAUCGUUUGUCUGAUUCCUAUCUUGACUGGUUUUUAGAUACUCAUUGACAAACUUGGAGUAUUUCUUUGUGAAACUGAGAGUAGUGCUACUGUUGAUGCUUGUAAAGGUUUAUAUACGUGUCUAAAUCUUCUGGUUGAGUUUUGGUAAAUUUCUGAGAAUUGGUUGUAGUUACUUUGGUUUAGUCAUGUUCUAAAUGGUCCUUUUUUGGAGGAACUGUGAUAACAGGGGGAACAAUUGGUGGAAAUUGAAUUGGAGGCAGGCUUGAUGUUGUUCUACAAAGAUUGCUUUUUGUCACGCAGCUCACAGUUUUC
Molecule: messenger RNA, 2024 nt
Organism: Phoenix dactylifera (date palm)
Lineage: Eukaryota; Viridiplantae; Streptophyta; Magnoliopsida; Arecales; Arecaceae
Gene: SYP112
Product: syntaxin of plants 112
Biological process (GO): intracellular protein transport; exocytosis; vesicle fusion
Cellular component (GO): SNARE complex; plasma membrane; endomembrane system
Molecular function (GO): SNAP receptor activity; SNARE binding
Source: RefSeq, a predicted model, not a curated record